AUGAGUCCACCAUUCGAUACGGUCCUUAAUGAGGCGAAGCUAGAAACCAAAGCUCUCAAAGCCAAACGGCCUGGCUUUACGGAUGAUCGUUACAACGAAACGUCUUACUACAUUGAGAACGCUCUGCGUAAAGUUUACCCGUAUUAUUUUACCUUCACAACCUUCACGAAGGGAAGAUGGGUGGGGGAACGAAUAUUGGACGUAUUCGCAAGAGAAUUCCGAGCACAUCCCGCAGAGGAGUACGAGAGAUGUAUACGAGCGGGAACCUUAACCGUAAACUACGAAAAGGUCCCUACCGACUACAAGCUGAAGCACAACGAUUUGCUCGCUAAUGUCGUCCACAGACAUGAAACCCCUGUACUAGCAAAUCCAAUCAAGCUAAUUCACGUUGACGAGGAUUUAAUUGUUUUGGACAAACCGUGUUCGCUUCCGGUGCACCCCUGCGGCCGGUAUCGCCAUAACACCGUGGUUUUCAUUCUUGCCAAAGAGUACAAUUUAAAGAAUUUGCGAACUAUUCACCGAUUGGAUCGACUCACGAGCGGACUUUUAUUGUUCGGUCGAUCGCCAAAGAAAGCUAGACAAAUGGAACACCAAAUUAGAAAUCGCCUCGUACAAAAGGAAUAUAUAUGCCGCGUCGAAGGAGAAUUUCCCGAGGGAAUAAUAGAAUGCAAAGAGCCCAUCGAGGUGGUUAGUUACAAAAUAGGCGUAUGCAAAGUUUCCGCGAAAGGAAAGGAUUGCGUAACCAUCUUCCAGAAGCUAGGAUACAACGGACUAACCAGCAUUGUUCUAUGUAAACCAAAAACAGGAAGGAUGCAUCAAAUUAGGGUUCAUUUACAAUAUUUAGGGUAUCCUGUAGUUAACGAUCCUUUAUACAAUCACGAGGUAUUUGGUCCUAUGAAAGGGAAAGGUGGCGAUUUAGGCGGCAAGACGGAUGAAGAUUUAGUUAAGGAUUUAAUUCACAUACACAACGCCGAAAAUUGGCUUGGAAUGGACGGCGACAGUGAUUUAUCCAUGUUUAAUUCUAGAAAGGGAGAUCUAGAGGAUUCCUUGGAAGUAUUGGAACCAAAAGGAGACGACGAAUCCGAUCAACUCUCCAGAGAGCCUUCCCCUUGUGAUGAAAAUUGUGAAAAUAACACAUCAGUGCCAUGCGAAUCAACGCCACACCCCCUUCAUUGUAGAAGUGACCGCGAAAAGGUGACGGUCGCCACACAGACUGGACAUGAAGCGCCUGAUCUCAGCUUUAAUCCUGAUAAAAUGACUGUAGAUAAGCAUUGCUACGAAUGUAAAGUUAGAUAUCGUGAUCCUAAACCUCAAGAUUUAGUCAUGUAUCUCCACGCCUGGAAAUAUAAGGGUCCUGGCUGGGAUUACGAAACGGAAUUACCAGAAUGGGCAAGAGUCGAUUGGAUUGACUCAGAUCCAUUGGGGUGAUGACGAUGAUGACUUCUCUUCCUUAAUUUAAGGCAUCUCUUAUCCACUCAGUCUUUCCAAAAAAAGCUACUUUUAGGAUGAAUCCCUCGCGUAUUUCUGUGAGGGAGCAAAACAAUCAUUCUAUAUUAAUCCGUUUUGUUCGCCAAUACUUUGUCUACGACGAUAAAAAACUAUCCCUUAAUUAUAAGUAUUAGAAUUUAAACACAGCAGCAGCUUGCUAAAUACGUUUUUUGUUCCGAAUUCUUGUGCUUCAUUAGAUUGCUUUCAUUUGUACUUCUCAGCGCAUAAAGUGAUGUUUGACUGUUCAUGUGAACGUAUAUAUGCCCAAUAAAUUUACUUAUAUAUUUUGUAUACUGUACACGAUGACUUUCAUUAACAUUUACAUUCUCUUCACCUACCAAUUGAAUUUAAUUGAAAAUUACCUAUUCGGUAGGUUAAAAUAUUUUAUCAAAAAAGUACUGAGAUACAGUCAUACUGUGCCUUAAAUUGUAUAUUGGUAUGUUUUCAGUUGAUCACCCAUUCAUAUCAUUUUCUUGCAUGGACCCUUGCUUAUGGUAGUGUUGUUAUCGCAAUUUUAAAUCCAUUUAUCGUCGAGGAAUGUUACCAUUUGUGAUAAUUAUUAAUUAGUUUAUUGCGCAUAUAAAAUUUUUACUUUUCAAUAAGAGGUACAUAUAUUAUUAUAUAGUGACAGAUUUGCAAAUAUAUAUACGUAGUAAACUAAAGCUUUAUAUUACGAAAAAGGUAAUAUAGAAUUUUUUUAUUAUCAAAGUGCAUAGAGUGGACAGAGCUGACAGUUUUAUUUUUAAUUACCACUUGAAAAUCGAAACAUUUUGUAACACUAAGCUUGUUUGUAUAGUUGUAUAUACUUGAAUGUUGUGAUGUAACAACUGGGACCUAUCUUUACUACAAUAGCAUUUUAUAAUGUUGCAAAUACAGCAGUAAGUAUUGAUAUUUUUUAAGCUGUCAGUUGAUUGUACGAAUUACAAAUACGGAAAUACUUACUGAUCGAAUAUAUGGCUACCAAUUUAAAGUUUUCUAUAUAAAUGAAUUUAACGAGUGAAUCUGAACAAUACACAUAUGUCUUACUAUGUAUGCAUAUCGAUAGUUACUUUCAUACAAUGAUAAAUUUACGAUAUAAAAGAUACAAUCUCAAAAUGAGCUUAAAAGAACUAAUUGCAUAAG
Molecule: messenger RNA, 2610 nt
Organism: Photinus pyralis (common eastern firefly)
Lineage: Eukaryota; Metazoa; Arthropoda; Insecta; Coleoptera; Lampyridae
Gene: RluA-2
Product: RNA pseudouridylate synthase domain-containing protein 2
Exons: 9
Coding region: 1-1428 (475 amino acids)
Biological process (GO): pseudouridine synthesis
Molecular function (GO): RNA binding; pseudouridine synthase activity
Source: RefSeq, a predicted model, not a curated record